GAAGUCAACUUGUUAUUGCCGACACCCUCAGCCGAGCUUUUCUUGAUGUUCCUGACGCGCAGGUGAGAGUCAUGAAAGUAAACGCUUUGAAAGGAGUGCCAGAUGAGCGAAUCCGGGAGGUAUAAGCAGCUACCGCACAGGACCAAUGUAUGCAGUCCCUGUUGAGCACUAUAAAAGAUGGUUGGCCAGAAAGCAAGAAGGACGUACAAAAUGAUCUGAGGCCAUAUUUUGAUGUGCGAGACACAUUGAGCCAUCAAAAUGGAAUUAUCCUAAAGGGAGAAAGAAUAGUUAUCCCAGCAUCGCUCCGUGAUACCACAAAGAAACGAUUGCACUCUGCACAUUUGGAGUACGAUAGUAUGAUGAGACGAGCUGGAGACACCAUAUUUUGGCCCGGAAUGGCAAAAGAAGUACGACAGCUAGCAGAUAACUGGGAGGCUUGCCAGCAAUACAAACCACAAAACCAGAAAGAGCCAUUAAAACAGUAUGAGAAAGGACAAGUACCUUGGAAUAAGGUUGGAAUUGACCUUUUCGAGAUCAAAGGAAGAGAUUAUCUAGCCACGGUUGACUAUUUCUCGGGUUUCAUAGAAGUUGACCACCUAAGCACUGCCACAAGUAAACAGAUAAUCACCAAACUCAAAGGACAUUUUGCAAGAUAUGGCAUACCAAGUGAAAUGGUAACUGAUCGUGGUUCACAAUUUAUUUCCUCCGAGUUCAAGACCUUCACCAAACACUGGGGAAUUAAGCAUGUAACAUCGUCACCCCUCCAUCACCAAUCGAAUGGAAAAGCGGAAGCUGCGGUUAAAACUAUAAAGCUAAUGAUGAAGAAGUCACUGCGGGACAACACUGAUCAAUAUGAGGCUUUACUUGAACUGAGAAACACGCCACGCCAUGGUACUGGACAAAGUCCAGCUAAAAUGAUGUUUGGUCGAGCAACACAAUCAUUCCUACCAGCCAUAUCGAACACAAAAUCAGAACGGGCGAGAAAUGCAACACAGAAGAGAGCCAGACACCGCCUUCUGGUUAAGCAAAGUUAUGACAAAGGCGCUCGAGACCUGAAACAACUGUCACCUGGUCAGCCGGUGUACUACCAACACACAGAAGGAAAGAAGUAUGACUGGAGAAGAGGAAAAGUACGUGCCAAACAUAGUGAACGAUCGUAUAUCAUUGAAGGAAAGAAUGGUGUAUAUAGAAGAAACCGAGUUCAUAUACGCCCCACGACAAGUGAAGUCAACAAAGAUAACAGUAAAGACAACAAGGGUGAAGCAGAG
Paramuricea clavata is the source of this 1268-nucleotide messenger RNA. Lineage: Eukaryota; Metazoa; Cnidaria; Anthozoa; Malacalcyonacea; Plexauridae. The record is from the annotation of a GenBank genome assembly.